Molecule: messenger RNA, 717 nt
Organism: Dentiscutata heterogama
Lineage: Eukaryota; Fungi; Glomeromycota; Glomeromycetes; Diversisporales; Gigasporaceae
Source: the annotation of a GenBank genome assembly
AUGACGUUACCAUCAUCACCAGAUACGUGUGUUGAGUGUGAACGAACUCUUAACAAUUAUUCGUGGUGUCCAUGCCAAAACGAAAGGAACGUGCGAAGUUUUAAUAAAUGGACCAGUAAUGAUAAAAAAAUGGAUAAUCUUAUUCAAUUUACACAGCGCUGCGCGCAAAAGAGUAUGAAUUACCUUGAAUGGAUUCCAUUUGAUGAUCUUGAUUGUAUUAAACUUAAAUCGCGCGGUUCUUUUAGCACUAUUUAUUCCGCAACCUGGGUAGAUGGUCCAAGAAAUAUUUGGGAUAAAUAUGAUACUGACUGGAUUAGAAAUGGCCCGAUGGAAUGUGCAUUAAAAAGAAUUGAAAAUUCUCAAUCAUUAAGCACAGAAUACUUGGACAAUGUUUUGAAACAUCAUCAGUAUCUAUAUGGUGAAUUUGUGGCUGAUUUCUUUGGCGUAUCGCGAGAUCAAAAAGGUUGCUUUAUUUUCGUUAUGAGACUAUACGACAAAAACUUAUAUCAAUAUAUCGAUGAUAUGGAAAAUUUUCGUUGGGAAAAUGUGAUCUUUAUGCUUCGUAGUAUAAUAUAUAGUCUUAAACGAAUUCAUGAUAAUGGUCAUUAUCAUGGCAAUCUUCAUGGUGGUAACUUGUUAAUUUCGGCCAAUAAUGCAGUAAUCACAGACGUCGGUUUAUAUGGUCCUGCAGAUAGAACGAAUUCUAACAUUUAUGGU